This is a messenger RNA of Paramecium pentaurelia, 531 nucleotides long. NCBI's taxonomy places the organism in Eukaryota, Ciliophora, Oligohymenophorea, Peniculida, Parameciidae. The record is from the annotation of a GenBank genome assembly.
AUGUAAAUUUUGGUUGUGUAUUUUGGAAAAUAAUUUUUUCACUUGAUAGAUUGCAGCAUAUUUGAUAAAGGUAAUUUUUAAGAAUCGUCAUAUAAAUGUGUAUUUGAUGGUUCAAUUUGCUUAUAAUUUUUAGAAUGUAGAGUUAUAAAUUAGAGAAUGAAUGUGCUAAUAAAAAUUAGUAUUGUAAUUAUUGCUUUUGGUUUGUGGGGAAGUGAAAAAUAAUCUAUUUUCACUUUAUGCAAAGUGUUUCCGAUAUAUUUAACAAAUAAUAGCAUAUGCAAAGAAUGUUUUGAUGGUUUUAUUAUAAGCGAAUAUGGUUAUGGACUUAUCGAAUAAAUGGAGUCAUGUUCAUAUUAUGUUAAUGUUUUGAAAGUAAAAGAAUAUUGUUUUGGAAUAAAACUAAAGCAAAAUGUGUUGAAAAGGUGUGUGAAAAUCUACCAUUUAUUUAGGAUUAUUAAUGUAAGUCAUAUUGAAUUGAUUGUAAAGUAUGCAUACAACUUAAGGAAUUCAUUUUGUCAAAGGAAAUAAUGA